Messenger RNA from Trichoderma harzianum CBS 226.95, 2171 nucleotides. RefSeq lists its product as hypothetical. The record is from RefSeq and is a predicted model, not a curated record. Bases 132 to 2036 code for a protein of 634 amino acids. The transcript is spliced from 2 exons. NCBI's taxonomy places the organism in Eukaryota, Fungi, Ascomycota, Sordariomycetes, Hypocreales, Hypocreaceae. Gene Ontology annotation, molecular function: nucleic acid binding; zinc ion binding.
CUGCCCAUCACCCGCGCCACUCGCGCCUGGGCUUCUCAGAAGACACGAGGGUUCACACGCAGUGAAUUGCUUCCCCAUUUGCUAGCCAACAUACAGCCUUUUCUACAAGGCUGUUUGAUUUUGCUUCUUAAAUGGAGGAAAAGAGUUCGACUGCUCCUACAGAGCUUGCUAAGCCCCUGUCUAGCCUAGUCCCAUCAGACGCCAUGGCCACAGAUCAAUCAAACCCAGGAGACUUCAUAAGCUUAAGUAGCGAGGAUGAGCCCCCUUUGGCCAAGAAAAGGAAGUCCCCGGAAAAUGAUACGUCCAACGUUGCUGGAUUGGAUGCCCCUGCAGAGCGCUCUAAGCGUGCCAGAGUAAGCUCUGCCUCUGCUGGUAGCAGCCCAGGCGCAAAGGUAUCAGAGGAGGGAGAGAUUGACGACGAUGAGGACUCCGAGGGCGAGAUUCGUACUCCUGGUUCUCGCGAUGGGAAGAAGUUGGCAGGCUUUGCGUCAAGCGGCGCCUUUGUGCCCAAAUCCCCUCCGGUUUAUACCCGUGACUCGAUAUCUCUCCAACUCCCCGUGUUUUCUCAGCAAAGGGAGGGCACCUGGCCUGCAAGAUUCGAGGAGUGGGCACAACUUCUCUGCACGGCCAACUCAACGAGUGCCGCCAAGCUUACGCCAACGGUGAUCCAAGAUGCCUACAAGCAAUACAUUGAUAGUCACAGUAGGCUGAAGGCCAAUAAGAAGCGCGCUGCGAGACAGGCAGCCGAACAAUAUUCGGAUGAAUCUCUAGCUGCCUUGAUAAGAUCUCUUCAGCCACGCCAGAAGGACGCUGUACAGCUCCCAGCAGCGGCGGCGGUGCCUGAGGCUUUGGUCGAACCCAAAACGCAGAGUAACGCCUCUAGCGGAUUGCCAGAGGCUCAGCCUCCUCAGACGGCAAACUCGCGCGAACCUCGACCAAUGUCACAGUCAGCACCUCAACCUGUCAAAACCGCCAUGUCACAGCGGCCAGGCCUGCCUUCAGGGGAAGAUGCCCUCGAGCAACAGCGCCGAUAUUUUCCUUCAGCCAGCGAUCCGUCCAAAAUGUGCUUGCUCUGCGGUCGAGAGGGCCAUACUGCCGACGGCUGCACACACUGCGCGUGCAAAUUCUGCGGACAAGACGACCAUUGGCAAUAUGUUUGCCCAUCUCUUGACCUCAAAUGCGACAAGUGCGAUAUUCGGGGCCACUCAGCGGCUGGCUGCGCUACAGUUCGAGAAGAGAGAGGAUAUGUGUUCAAGUGCAGCUUGUGUCAUUCAACUGCGCAUACGGACGAGCGGUGCACGCAGCCAUGGAGGUCAUUCCACCCUGAGGCAGAGACGAUCAAGACGGUUACUGCUCUGCCAGUGUCGUGCGCUUCAUGCGGAAGCAGCCAACAUUUCUCUGCGAAUUGCAUCUCGGAUAGGGUGGCUAUGGAUCCCACCUUUCCUACCAAUCCCACUUUUAGCAUGUACAACAUGAGUCGAUAUAUAGACGCAGAGAGCACUUCAUCUGCAAUCAUCGGUGCUGAUGCACUCGCACCGAAGCAACAGCCAGGAGAUCUUAGGAUCCGUGGCCACGCUUCGCGCUCCAACGAAGUCCGCUACUACUCCGACAGUGAUGACUCGGAUGAUGUGCAAUUCCUGAGUCAACGAGCCGUUCCCAAACCGGUACGGACGGGUCGUAUUAGGGUAUCGACCAGUCUUCAACCGCCCAACGGAGAUCAACAGCCUCCUCUGCCCCCGGGUCCACCACCUCCUGACCCCCCUCCGCCGCCUUCCAGUCGCGCACCAAGACACGGCUACUCGCAAACACCGACUGGGCCAACCUCGCUCCCUGCCAGGCCGCCGGUUGCAUCGCGUGAUUACAGAAGCGUACCACCGCCUCCAUCCCAACCUGCACAGGAUUCUCGCCAACAGUCUGGACGAGGAGGUCGAGGCGGUGGUCGAGGUGGUGGCCGAGGAGGCAGGGGAGGAGGCCCAGGAGGAGGCAGAGGCUACAGAGGAGGAAAAUUCAGAGGCGGUAGGGGUCGAGGUGGUUAAACCGCUAAUCGUGAUGGAGUUUGGGAAUGUACAGACAAGGAGAGACCCAUGGGACUUCGAAUGGAGGAAGCACGCGUUGGGCGAUUCGAUACAGGCCUUUACACUCUGGUCUGCAGUGUCAGGGGCAACAUACUU